GGGAGAUAUGUCUGGCCCAGUUUGUUGUAGCUUUAGCUCUACCUUUGUUAUUUUUAACAUACUAAUAUAUAUGUUCUGUGUAAAGCAUUCAGAAAAUCAGCUGAUCUAUGAAUCGGAUAAAGAGGGAUGUGAUUUGCGGGAGAGAGUGAUGAAAAUCGAGGAGGAAAACAUACGACUUCGACAGGAAAUAACACGGAAUAGAAUAAUUGUGACGUUCUCUGCAACAGCCAAGAAUGAUGAAAAACAAAUAAUUAGAGGACCGAAUGAGGUCAUUGUGUUCAAGAAUGUUCUGAAUAAUGUUGGAAACGGAUAUGAUCCCAUAACAGGGAUAUUUACAGUGCCUGUGCCUGGAAAUUACGUAUUUUUCUUUGCUGUUGAAGUUCAAGAAAAUAAACAUUUAGGUAUUUAUUUGUCUGUCAAUGAUAAUAUUGUUGCAGAGGCACUGGCAGGAAAAAUUACAGAUUCCUUUAACACUGGCAGUAAUAUGAUAAGCCUGUUUGUGCAUAAAAAUGAUCGUGUAUGUAUCAAGUCACAUCCAGGAAAUUCCCUGACAUUGGAUAUUCAAUACACGGGAAAUAGUUUCUCUGGACUCUUAAACUCUUUGGCUUAGAAAAAAUUGACUACUUAAACAAUUCGGUGGGAAAAACUUUACAGUGAAAGAGAUAAGAGGUUGUGAAUGUACAACUUCUCUGUCACUUUCUCUUUUCAGCUUUUUUCAUUCAUGUUGAGUAAAUUCACGCAAGGAAAUGUGAUGUUCAUUAUAUUAUUUUUUUUUCUAUUUCUUUUGAAAAAAUGUUUUCAGAAUUAAAAAUUAGAUGCUUAUUCUGGGUUACUAUUACUAUUCAUCUUCUCUUUAAAUUUGGCAUUGACUCUAUCAUUUGGGAUAUUGUUUUAAUAAA
Saccostrea cuccullata (small rock oyster) is the source of this 899-nucleotide messenger RNA. RefSeq names its product C1q-related factor-like. Lineage: Eukaryota; Metazoa; Mollusca; Bivalvia; Ostreida; Ostreidae. The transcript has 2 exons. Gene Ontology annotation, molecular function: protein binding. Bases 8 to 610 code for a protein of 200 amino acids. The record is from RefSeq and is a predicted model, not a curated record.